AUGCUGGCCUCCCUGUGGGGCUUCCUGUACAGCCGCUGCCUGCGCUUCUGGCUCAAGUGGCUCGUGCGGCUGCUGACGGGCAAGUGCGAGCUGCAGCGCGUGCUGGAGGCGCGCGGGCGCCCGGCGCCCACCGCGCUGCGCCUCGAACGCUCGCUAGAGUCGUCGAAGAGUAAGGUUUUAAGAAAUGCUGUACACGUUGACGAAGCUGACGUGGAAAAGUGUGUUAGCGAUAUAAUGAAAGAAAAGAAAAUAGAACAGAGGAAUACAGGGUUUAAGACAAAACUGCAUGUAUGCUUGUUGCAGAUAUCAGGAUAUAAGAAACUUUAUUUGAACGUGGAAAGUCUGAGAAAAGUCCCUUAUGAUUCAGAUAACAAAGAGCAUGAGGAACAGUUAAUUGAGCUCUGGAAUUUGCUCAUGCCUCACGAGAGUCUGAAGGCCAGAAUCAGCAAGCAGUGGUGUGACAUUGGCUUCCAAGGUGAUGAUCCCAAAACAGACUUCAGAGGAAUGGGCAUGCUGGGAUUAGUGAAUCUGGUGUAUUUUAGUAAACAUUACACCGAAGAAGCUCGUCAGAUCCUUUCUCGUUCAAAUCACCCAAAGCUGGGAUAUUCUUAUGCAAUUGUGGGAAUCAACCUGACAGAAAUGGCAUACAGCUUACUUAAGAGUGGUGCUCUAAAGCCUCAUCUCUACAACGCUGUCUCUGGAUUGCCACAACUGGAGCACUUCCAUCAGUUCUACUGUUAUCUAGUUUACGAGUUUGACAAGUUCUGGUUUGAAGAAGAACCAGAAAGCAUUAUGCACUUCAACCAGUACAGAGAGAAAUUCCAUGAAAAAAUUAAGGGACUCCUUCUGGAUUAUGAUGUCAUACUGACCUUAAAAAGUCCAGCAAAACCGUAACCUCCUCUGCAGUCUCUCAGAUUCUGCAUCAAAAAUGGAUUUAUGCAUUCAGAUGGAAGUUUUGCAUAUUUGGCCAAAAACUGUUUAACAAUGGAACUUUUUUUUUUUUUUUUUAAGCAUUAAAAAAAAAAUCAACAUUUCAAUUAAGGAUGCUUGGACAAUCAACCUCUGUUUACAGCUCUUUAUAUGCUAUUCUCCAAAGGACUGCUUUUUUUGUUUGUUUUUUAAGCAUAGCUCAAAAGUCUAAAUAUCCUCUGGAUAAUUUUUUCUCCCAAUUUCUUUGAUAUUUCUUGGUGCAGGAACAUGAAGCAGGUAUUUUAUGCCUAGUCAUGUUUUUCAUUAAUAGGUUAAGGUGUUAACCGUCUUUUAAGAUAUUUUUUAGUUGAAAGUAUUCUGGUUUUACAUUUUUUGCAUCCUUCUCAUUUUCUGUGCAAAGUUGAUACUCCGUAAAUCAACAUUAAAUUUCUCUGUGAUAGUGAGGUCCGUGAAGGGGAUGCAUUUGUUGCUUAUGAUUUUAGAGAAUUAAUUUUUCAACACAAUAAUGUAUUUUAUACAAAUUUUCUGUGGGCUAGAGAAGUUUUCUACCCAGGGAUUUGUAUCUACAAAUUCCUAUGCAUAGAAAGAACUUAAUUUACAGACAAAGAGAAUGACAAAUAAAUAGUCUAAGGAUCAAAUCCUCAGAGUAAAACUGACCCUUCCAAGAAUAUUCCUGCUAUCAAAAAUCUUGGUUCUCUGUAGUGAGACCCUCUAGUUAGCUGCUCAGGCUGCCUGACUUUGUGUCUGUUUCUAUUUUUCCUUUAGCAGCUAUUGCGGUACUCUUGGUGGAAAGCGUCAGAGAGUUAGUUUAGUCCCUUUUAUAGAGUUUAAUAUGAAACUUCAGUGCAGCUGCAGUUCCUGUUUUGUGAAAAUAAAUUCUAAGCUGAGUACAGUCUCUGACCAAGCUGUAUUUUCCACAGAAGGGAUGCAAUUGUGACAUGUUCCUUAGUAGUAGCGUCUUCAGACAAUCUAGUCAGUAGGGCUUUGUGUCUGUAUUGUGACUAAUUCUUGCUUAAAGCAGCUUUAAAUGAAUUUGGUACGACCGUUGCUUCAUUUUCUAAAACCUACUAUUUAAAUAAGUGCCUUCUGCUUUAUUCAAUCAGUGUUUUAAUUUGAUUCUGCAUCCAGAUCAGAGCCUUAGAAGCUUGAGUGRCAGACUCUUUCAUGAUACACCUAAAUAGCACAUGGCUGCACAAAAUUGCUAUUGUAUGCUAAURCAAAUUGUCAUGCUUUUUCUUGUUUUGUUUUAAUCAUCUCAGGUAAAUUAGUUAACUUCUGUUUCAUCAGUAAAUCAUAAGCAGCUUCUCCAAGAACACUAAUUUCUCAAUAAAGGAAGAAAAAACAGCCCCUUUUGGUGGCAAGUGACACUAAACUAUGAGUUACACUACAGAUAUAUUGUAUGUAUUAUAUGUUAAAUGACAUCUCCGUGGAGAUGCUAAAACCCAACUGGACAAGGUCCUAGGCAACCUGCUUUAGCUGACCCAGCUGUGAGCAAGAGCAUUGGACUAGAUGAUCCCCAGGGGUCCCUCCCGUCUGUGAUUCAUCGUAUAAAACAGGGACUUCUUACACUGCAUCCGUGCACACCUGCACACAAUUGCUCUUGGCCCCUUAAAAGCAACCAGCAGUYGCUUAUUUCUGGGAUACCCCUGAUCAGGGUAAAAAAAUCAUAUAGGAAAGAGGUAAGGUGGAUGUGCCAUUUCCUUCCUAAACCAUGUAGAGGUGAGAGUUAACAGAGUUUGUUUAUGAAUAUCUUUUUGACAGCCAUGCCUAAAGUUAUUUGCUGUAGAAAAUAUUUUUAAUAUAGUAAGUUUAUCCUACUGUGCGAAUGUGUACAAGUAUUAAGGAUAGGAAUUGGAUAGACAAAUAWGUUCGGUUAGAAAUAUUCAUUUUAUAUGGCUCCAAUCAGUAUUAAAUUUAGUUGUUCCAGUUAAAGUUAUUACAGAGACAGCUAUCAAAGUAGAGAAACAGGAUUAUAAAGGUAUAAAUAAAAAUAUUAACAAAGAGGAAUUUCUGUAACAGAUCCCACCAUAAUGUAGAGGGUAAAGAUAAGGAGGAAGUGUUACAUUAGAGGAGAAAAAUCUCCUUAAACUUACUAAUUUGUUUUUGAAGAUGCAUAUGAUAACAACAACAGGGCAUUUUAAAUAUUUCAGGUGUUUCUUCAGGAUCUUAUCUGACUAAAUUUAAGAAGUCGAGGGUUACAUUUUUUGCUUUUCUUGUAAAGCUUUAAGUGGCAAUGCCRUGGCUGGUUAAGGCAGAAACCUAAACAAACCAAGGUACUUGGAGUCCUGGGAAAGGCUGAAAUCCUACAGCACAUUCUUGCAUUCUGCUUGCUAUAGAGCUCUGUCUCUCUCCGAUCCCUUGGGACCUGGAAAUUCCUUAAACCAAUAAAGGAAGUGGAAAAGUCUCCUUCCCACUUGCUGAGAGUUGUUUACCACUUUCCAGCUCCAACUUAGUCACAUUUAUCAUCCCUCAUUAAUUCUAUUUUGCUGUGUAGAUUUGCUUUCCAAGCACCAUAAGACAGACACUUUUUGAAUUUCCUGACGUGUUCAACAGCAGCAGGAAGAGAGACCCCCUUCUUUCCAUUUGCCUCCUGCUUGCUAGCAAGGAGCAGCAUGGCUUGAGCCCCCUUUGUAAAGCCUUCCCUGGCAGAGGCUGCAGCCUUCAUCUGGCAACCUGUGCUAACMUUUCUGGCCUCAAAACCUUCACUCUCCUUGUUCACCAGGAGAUUACCCCUCAACAACUUCAGAAGCUUUUUAACUGAGCCCUGUGGGAGAUUUUUUUUUUUAAAUUAAAAACAUGAUCUGGGAACAUACUGUGAGAAUACACAGAUUGAGGAAGAAACCUCAAUCAUUGUUAAGUAGCAUACGGUUUAACAAAUGUGUUGGUUUGGAUGUWGUCAUUGUUUAAAAGGAAUAUUCAGUGUAAAGAAAUAACAGUGUUAGUUAUUUUCCCAGUAAACAGUCAGAAUUUGCAUGCUGUUUUUUGCAGUCCCGUACUCCAGUCCUGUCUUAAGGGUCACUAACUUUAGAGUAGUACUGCAUUUCCCUAUUGGCACCACCGGUGAGCUUAUUGUAUUAUAGUGGUAAUUAAAAUACAUGGAAAAAAAUGUGUCUAGGAAAAAGAACCAAUCAGUGGGAUUUUAUACCAAGUCUAACAUAUUGUAGAGUGAACCUAAGGUAGCCCUACUGCAAUGGAAGAUUUAAAACAGUAUUAGGUAUUCUCUGCAAGCUGAUAUAAUCAAUUUAUUUAACAUCAGAACUUGUUGCUCAUAGUUUAUUCUAAAUAGUCUUAAAGGUUAAAGCCUUGGCAAAUUUUCACUAAUCAAGUAUUACAUCUUAAAUUAGGUACUGUUUUAUUAGAACUAGCAAGAAUUGUUAGCUUUCUAACUUGCUGCCUCUUUAAAACAUCCUCUCUUGUGAAAGUUUAUACGUAAAUAGUAAUAUUUUAGAAAACAAUCUAAGAAAAUCAACAUCAAGCUGAAGACAAGGUGGUUCUGUACACUUUGUUGUUGGUAUUGUUCAGCUGUUGCUACUAGAACUAAUUACCCUCUUGUCUAGCAUAUACUUGAAACACGGUGCUACGCCAUAAA
Nothoprocta perdicaria is the source of this 4519-nucleotide messenger RNA. It is a transcript of the gene ELMOD2, whose product is annotated as ELMO domain containing 2. Gene Ontology annotation, molecular function: GTPase activator activity. NCBI's taxonomy places the organism in Eukaryota, Metazoa, Chordata, Aves, Tinamiformes, Tinamidae. The transcript is spliced from 8 exons. The coding region runs from base 1 to 894 and encodes 297 amino acids. Gene Ontology annotation, cellular component: membrane. The record is from RefSeq and is a predicted model, not a curated record.